UUCUCGAUUAUUGAGAUUGAUUUUUUAAAGCUGUGAAUCAAUUCUUGUUUCAGAUCUCUGUAUGAAAAAAGAGGAGAAAACUGGAGGUGAUGUUUCCACCACCAACAAACGCCGCUUGCAAGUUGCCAGCAGCAGCUUGCAGCUUUGAUGACGUCACAGCCUCCUAUGACAUCACAACAAAGAGGCCGGUUGGCUGCGACUUUCCACUUAGGUGGCCACCUUUCUAUGACGUCACUGCCAGUAGGGCGCCCUCCUGUGACGUCACAGCCGGGUGGUUGGCUGCUGGUGUUAGUUACUGUUCUGGUCACCUGCAGCGCUGACUGUCCGUCGAUGUGCGAGUGCAAGUGGAAAAACGGCAAGGAGGCCGUGCUCUGCCUGCAGGCCAACCUCACCGUCGUGCCUCAACUGGAGGCCUCAACGCAGCUGCUCGACCUCACCGGGAACCUGGUCGCCAGUAUAGGUCGGGACGCGUUUCGAACUGCUGGGCUACUCAAUUUGCAAAAGGUGUACCUAGCCAAAUGCCGUGUGAAGAGUAUCGACAGGUACGCAUUUCGUGCACUCAGCAAUCUGGUGGAGCUCGACCUGAGCUACAAUGCACUGAGCGCAGUGCCCUCGCACGCGUUCGAGUCCAUCUCUGAGCUGAGGGAGCUCAAGCUCAGCGGCAAUGCCAUCCAGAGGCUGCUCAACGACGCGUUUGUCCAGCUCAAGCAGCUCGUCAGGUUGGAGAUUAGUGAUUGUCGGCUGGCUACAUUGGAGCCCAGGGCGUUCAACGGGUUACAGCGUACGUUGGAGUGGUUGAGAAUCGACAAAAACAGGCUGACCGAUGUGGAGUCGAGUACACUGACUCAGUUGGACAACCUGCAUGGCCUGGAAUUGGCUGGAAACCCGUGGAACUGUUCCUGCGAGCUGAGGCCGCUACGUCAGUGGAUUCUCAGGCAUAAUGUGCCUCACAGUGUUUCUCCCGUCUGCAGGGCUCCUCGUCGUCUAGCCGGUCGCCCGUGGGACAAACUGGACGUGGACGAGUUCGCGUGUCAGCCGUCGAUCAGUUCGCUGGUCGAUCAGUUGCAGGUCGACGAAGGCUCCAAUGCCACCCUCGCCUGUCAGGUGGGAGGCUCCCCACCGCCACAAGUGCACUGGCUCUGGAAAAACAAAAUGGUUGCCAAUGUGUCCACGGGUGCGGGGAGUGGCAGCGGGGGAAAGAAGUUGUACUUGCUGCAUACCAGCAGGGACGCUGUCAAUAGAUUAAGCAUACUGUCAGUAGAGCCUCAGGAUGCUGGUAUAUACUUCUGUGUGGCUGAAAAUAAGGCAGGCCGUGUACAGACCAACAUUAGCCUCUCAGUGGCCUUCCGGCGCGGAGGAGGCUCCUCUUCCUCCUCCCUGCCACUCCUCCUCACCUCCUCCUGGGCUCUCCUGCUGGCCUCCAUCCUGGUCGCCUCGCUGUUCCUGCUCGCCGCCUGCCUCGCCAUUUUGUGCAUCUGUGCACUGCGCACGAAGCACAAGCACCACAGUGGCGGCGCACAUCAGCUGAGCGCCAGGAGCCAGGGCGCCGCCGCCAUCUUGGAUUCGGGCGGACAUCUUGACAGCGGCGGCAAUUACGAAAAGAUCGAGCUGAACCAUCACAAACCGGCCACUGUUGUCAUGAACCACAGCGGUGUGCCAAAGUGUGCCAGCAAUGGCUAUUCGGAGGUGGCAGUAGUGGGUCCACUGAAGCAGCACCCCCGCCACAGCGAGUACCGAGGGCUGGCGGCCGCAGACGACAACGAUGCCGACUGUGAAGAGGAGGAGGAGGAGGAAGAGGAAGAGGAGGAGGACGACGACGAAGAUAGUCUCAAGGCGAAAUUCGAGGGAAGGAGUAAAGGGCGCGGUAAGGGGGGAUCGACGAAGCUUAGCAAAGUGCAGGCUGCCAGUGCGUUUUGGGAAGAAAACGGGGUGCAGCAGCAUGUGAUGCGGAAGGAGAUUCUUCCGUCGGGGACCCUCUACACCACGGCGGGACUUCACGAUGACCGCAGAAAUUUCCCGGACUUGCUCGGAAGUCAGGCCAAUGCUACACUCAAGUCUCACACUCAGGAGAGCUCUCUAAUUACUUCGACUGCGCAGCGGUUUAGCAGAACAAGAGGCCUUGCUGAGCGCAGUAAAUCAGGAGCUGUUACUUCAGAGAGCCAAUCACCGUUACUGCCGGGUAGCAGAUACAGUAGCAGUGACAGUACCAGUUCUCGGCUACACGGCUGUCUGUCACGAUCCUCAUCAACUUACAAACUAUCCGGUGGUGCAUCGGGUGCAAUUGCAGGUGAGGAAAGAUGCAGCAGCACUCUGAACCUGAGUGCACUGAAUGCAACCACCCGCCGAAGGGGUGGAGGGGGACCCCCCAGCCUGCCCUCCUCACCACUGGCCUAUGCAAUGCAGGACAGUGGCUCCAACUGGCGCGAUGCCAGCUCCAAUUGGCGCGUGCCAACCGCCGGUGCCAAUUCGCCAGUUGUCUCUGAGACGCCCAUUCUCGACAUACUCGAUCCGAGCAUCUAUUCGCCUUCCAUUGCUGCAACCACCUAUGAUUACCACGCUGCUCAACUUGAACGUUUCCUGGAAGAGUAUCGCAGUCUGCAGGAGCAGCUGUCAAAAAUGAAGGAGACCUGCGAGAAUAUGCGCCUGGGGGGUGGCGGCGGUGGAGGUGGUAGUGGCAUUUGCACCACCAAAGAUUCUCAUUUUGAAAAUUCGCGCCUUGGCGAGCCGCUGCUUCCCAUCCGUCACACGGCAGACGACACCCCGCGCUCCAUUUUGAAAAACAAGCCGAAAAACGCCAGCCUCCCUCAAAAUGCCUCGGUCAACAACCCCUACUGGUUGCCCCGUGACUCCCUCUUUGACACCUCUCACACAUCUGAUCUUUUCAAGAGCUGAGAUCUGGCUGAUGUUCUAAAUUAAGAAAAUAUAUAAUUUAGAAGGUGAUGUUUAAGAAUUCUGGGAGGUCAAGAGUUGACUAUAUUCUCAAUUGCAGUCGAAUUGGAACUGGUUGUUCAACCUGGGGAUGUAUAGAGCUGGCUGGCUAUGAUGUAACACGACUUAUUAUAGUGGAUGCAACCAUAGCUUGAUUCAAUCUUGGAUUGAGUUGAACUUAAGUUAACCUGUAAUUCAGCAUAUUAACCUGGAAAGAGAAAAACAAGUCUGUUUCCAAAUCAAUAAUCAAACUAAGUGCCGGUUGCACAAAAGCCGGUAAAGUUUUUAUCGUGAUUAAUUCCAUGAGAACCAUGUCUUUUCAAGAAGUCUUCUCUUUUUGGUUCUCGUGAAAUUAACCACGAUUAAAUUUCAACCAGCUUUUGUGCAACCGGGCCUUUGUGUGAUAUUAGAAUUGAGUGAGAUUCAAGAUUCAAAAUCCGGUUCAGUUAUCAAAUCAGAUAUGAGGAAUUGGAGCAGAGUUCAUAAACCAAAACUGGAAAUUAGUUUAAUUAUGAAGCCAGAGUUGAAAAAGUGAUCAAGAAUAUUGGACACGAGUCUAAUUGAACAAUAGCCUAUGAUAAACCUAUUACUUGAUUUUUAAGUGCUUGUUUAUGAAUUAAAUAAGAUUUGAGAUUUAAAAUUUUUCAUUUCAAAUCUAAUUUUAAUCCUUGAACAAGAGUAUGAAUUAGUCAAAUCAGGCUCAAUUUCUUAAGCCAGUCAUUUUCCAUUGUUGAAUUACAAAGGACAAAAUUCCCUUAUGGUUCUUGAGAGAAUAGUAACCUGAGAGAGUAUACUUUCAAUAUUACAAACAUUGAUAAAGAAUAUAUUGGUUUGAGUUUGAAUAAAUUUGAGAGUCCAAGUCUGGUAAACUACAACCCUGAGAGUCUGAUUCAAUUCUCAAUCCAGAGUUUAGUUCUUGAAUUUUACUUGAACUUCUGAAUCAUAUUUUGGACUCAAACUCUUGAAACACAUUUUAUUUUCGCUUCAAUAAAUUCAAUGAAACAACCCUGCAUUGGAUUUGUAGACAGAUUGGAUAUAAUAUUUUUCAUUCAUAUGGUCCUGCAUGAAAAUUGGCAGUUCGGAUAUUUUUCCAAGUCUGAACUUGGUUUUCUUGGUUUUCUUACAGUAUUAACUCAAUAUUCGAAACUCAGCAAAUUCAAAGAAGGAACAUGUUUAUGUGAACAACUUAUAGGGAAUUACUAAAGGCUAGACUAUUGAAUGCUUUGUAAAUAAGAACAAGAAUUGAGAGUAAUGUUACUGUGUAUAAUAUUGUCAAAUACAUUCAGAAUUAUAUAGCUUAUUAUUUAUAUAUUCCAUUUUUAUAUGAGAAUACUGUUACCAGUACUGUGUAUAGUAUUGUCAAAUAUUUAUAAUAAAGUCUGUUAUUUACAAAUAAUUUUUAUAAAUACUAGAAUUCAAUAUAAAAUACGGUACUAUAUGGAUAUGAGUAACACUAUAAUAUAAAAAUUGUUUACUGAAUUAUGAGUUUCUAUUUCAAACGUUAUAUAGAUUUAAAAUGACAUUAUUGGCAGUGAUGUAUAUUUAAGAUAAUAUUAUAAAAUAAAUGUGUUCAUAUU
Molecule: messenger RNA, 4505 nt
Organism: Nilaparvata lugens (brown planthopper)
Lineage: Eukaryota; Metazoa; Arthropoda; Insecta; Hemiptera; Delphacidae
Gene: kek3
Exons: 12
Coding region: 148-2892 (914 amino acids)
Molecular function (GO): protein binding
Source: RefSeq, a predicted model, not a curated record